AUGGAUGUCGCCUCGCAUCGUGUGCGCUCCAUAACCUACCCUCCAUUGAGGACAGAGAGUCCGCUUUCAUAUACCGUGCGAUCUUUCCGACAUCUAGCGCUCCGUCUCCGAGAUAAAGUCUACAUUCGCACGUGUACAGACAAGAAGUGUGUAUUCUCAGAUUCCCGGCAGAGGAUAAUCGCCGCUAAAAUUGGAGCACUUGAGAGGUUAUUCGCGUGCCCACAUCGCGGCACUCGUAAUUGCGAAAUUCACGCUUCGCGGUGCGGUACAAAAAUAAGAUUAUGGAUUCCGCUGAGUUCCAGCGUUAUUGUGAUUCGAGGAUCCGUCCAUAGGUAUGUCUGCGGGCUUUACGACUUCUAUUCCUGGAGGAAUAAACCUCAGCUUAUUGAAUAUUGUUCUGGUUAUUUGCGGAAGACGUCGCGAUUGUCCGACGAAGCGAAAACGCGCUUCAUGUUUAUUGUUUCCUGA
This is a messenger RNA of Leptosia nina, 468 nucleotides long. Lineage: Eukaryota; Metazoa; Arthropoda; Insecta; Lepidoptera; Pieridae. The record is from the annotation of a GenBank genome assembly.